GUAACGGUCUCUACAGCCAGCCAGCCAUCAGCAUCAUCGACAUGCGACAUCGUCUGUCUACACAACAAGGCAGUUGCGGCAUGUACUCGCACCACAACAUAUACUCCCUCCUUCGAGUAUAACAAGAUCAGGACAGUGGCUCUUGUGAAACGAAACAAGAGCUUACGUACAACCGCUUGAAGCUCGGAGGACAGAACGGCGUGUAAUCUUCACGCCAAUCGCAUACCAAAGGGCUCCGAGUCCGAGAACGGAAUCUCCCCCUUGACGAGCCACGUCGACUCAGCAACUGCAACCAAAGCGUUUUCAUAAUCGAGAUCGGCUACAAGUAAACGAAUACAACACGACACAAUCCACGUACAUACCUGAACGACACGAUAACAUGACGGUACAGACCCUGAACCGCACAGCGACAUUCGCAUGGGGUACCUCGGCCGACUCCCUCCCCUUGAUCGCGACGGGAACCGUUUCGGGAGCGCUCGAUGAGACUUUCAGCAAUGUCGGUCAGCUCGAGAUUUGGCAACCCGAGUUUUUCGGUGGAGCCGGAUCGCAGGGAUCUACCGAUGAGGGGUUGUUCUUGGGCGGAGAGGGUCAGCCGGGGCCCAAGGGAAGCAUCAGCACGAACGCCAGGUUCAACCGGCUCGCAUGGUCAAACCCAUCCUCGAAACACUCUCGAGGCCUUCUCGCUUCCGGUAUGGAAACGGGUGAAGUCUCGGUUUGGGAUGCCGACAAGAUCCUCAAUGGAGCUGGCGCUUCAGAGGCCUUGGUGUUCAAGAACGAGGUUCAUACGGGACCUGUCAGGGGGUUGGAUUUCAACCCUAAGCAACAAAACCUGUUGGCAAGCGGAGCCAUCAACGCUGAGCUUCAAGUCUUCGAUCUGACCAACCCUGACAAGACUCACUCGACCGGUCCCAAAUCCACCAAGCUCGACGAGAUCACCAGCGUCCAAUGGAACCCUUCCGUUGCUCACAUCCUCGCUGCUUCGUCCUCUUCGGGAUACACGUCAGUCUGGGAUUUGAGGCAGAAGAGGGAGGUCUUGUCCCUGGCAUAUGGGGGUGGGGCUGCAACCGGAAUGCAAGGAGCCGGGAGGAAUAUGGGUGGAUUCGGGAACAUGCAGGUGGGGAACAAGAGGGGGAUGAGUUCGGUCGUUUGGCAUCCGAACAACCCUACUCGAUUGAUCACUGCUUCGGAAGACGACACCUCGCCUAUUGUUAUGGUCUGGGACUUGCGAAACUCGCUCGCUCCCGAAAAGAUCUUGAGCGGCCACGACAAGGGAAUCUUGUCCCUAUCGUGGUGUGCACAAGACAGCGACCUUUUGUUGUCUUGUGGCAAGGACAACCGAACCAUCUGCUGGAACCCUCAAUCAUGCGAGAUUGUCGGUGAACUCCCUAGCAGCGACAACUGGUCGUUCCAGACGGCCUGGUGUCCCCGCAACCCGGACCUCAUCGCUACGGCCUCGUUUGACGGCAAGAUUGGGAUCCACUCGUUGCAGAACACGCACGAGAACCACAAUGAAGCGGGUCGAUCGGCCAACAAGACCAACGCAUCCAAUAACCCGGACGACAUUUUUGGCAGCCAGCCCGGUGAAGAGAGCUCGAGCGCGACUGCGCUCUCGCUCAAACAGCCUCCCAAGUGGUUGCGACCCCCCGUCAGCGUAGCGUUUGGCUUCGGAGGUCAGCUCGCCUCAGUCAAUGGUGGAGUCGUCUCGCUUCAAUCCGUGGUCACCGAGCAGGACGUUAUCGAACGAGCCAAAAUGCUCGCCGGCGCGAUCGAUUCUCAAGAAGAGCUUGGAUCGUUUUGUGAAGAUAUGGCCAAAAAGGAAGGAGGUGACGCGUCGGCUGUGGCUGGUUGGAAGGCUCUCAAGAGCUUGUUUACGACCAACUCGAGGGACGAGCUCGUCACUUUGCUCGGCUUCUCCAAAGGAGAGAUCGCACAUCAGGUUAGCGAGGCGAUCAAAAAGUUCAAGCUCACGAUCAAGACUGAAGGCGAGGACGAAAGCGAGGUGAAGACGCCCAAAGAGGGUGCCGUAACGUUUGCCGAACCUGGCGAGAUGGAAGAGACGGCUGACGGUGCUUCGACCCCCAAGGCUGAAUCGGAAGCCGACGGCAAAGGCAUCUCAACUCCGUCCGAGGUCAGCGCGACUACGGACGCUACAAAGAAGACGGAGGCGGAGACCGAGAUGACCGAGCACAGCUUGUUCGACGAGGACAACAGGAUCGGGACGCCUCAAUUCGAUACCGGAGCGGGUGCCAACUUCUUCAGCUCCAUAGGACAACUGAGGAACGCCUUGCCUGACCAUAUGCAGGUUCCUCAUCAGGCUUAUGCCAAGGACUCUUCGGUCGCGGCUACCAUCGGCUCGCGAGCUUCGUCGGUCGCUUCCGAGACCAUGAAGUCGAAUACGUUCAAGAUCUACCCUUCAAACGAGUCCGAGGUCGAUCGUCUGAUCACUCGGGCGCUUGUCGUCGGGGACUUCGAAUCCGCCGUCACUCUGUGCUUGUCUGUGGACCGAUUCGCAGACGCGCUAGUGCUCGCCGUUCGAGGCGGUCCCGAUCUCUUGGCCAAGACCCAGCAGGCCUACUUUGAGAAGCGCACCACAGCUCUUCCUUACCUUCGACUGUUCCAGUCGAUCGUCUCGGAAGACUUGUCUGACGUUGUGCAAAACGCAGAUUUGACCGAAUGGCAGGAAGUCUUCGUCGUCCUGUGCACCUUUGCCCGAGCCGACGAAUUCAACGGGUUGACUGAACAGCUCGGUCAACGUAUCGAAUUCCAGUCCCGUAUGGUCAAUGGGUCCAAUGAUCAGGCAAACUCCGAUAGGGCUAAGGAGCUUCGAAAGAAUGCCUUGCUUUGUUACCUUGCCGCUGGACGAUUGGAGAAGGCGGUCAACAUCUGGGUCGAGGAGAUGAGAGAGGACGAGGACACCGCCGUGAAUGGCGCCGGAUCUGAUGGCGCCAAGGCUUCGAGAUAUACCGCACAUGCUCAGGCCUUGCAGACCUUCAUGGAGAAGGUUGCUGUUUUCCGAAGCGCGACCAACUAUGUCGAUCGAGAUCUCGCGCAGCCCACUCAAGCUGUUUCGGCUGCCGAGAGCGGUGCUAGGACGUACUCUCUUGCCGCCCUCUACGACCGAUACUACGAAUACGCCGAUCUCUUGGCCACUCAAGGGCAGACUCAGCUGGCCGUCAAAUACGUGCAACAGACUCCGGCUGGAUACAAGGGAAGCAAGGGAGACGAAGCUGGACCAACGAGCGUCCGUGCACGUUACAUGCUUGGUGCUGGUCUCGCGGAGCAGAAACCCGCUCAGGCAUCUACAUCGGCUUUCGUUCCUACUCCUGCGCAAAAGCCGCCGGCGCCUCCGAAUCCGGCUUUCGGGAUUCAGCAACCGUUUGCUCCUGUGCAAGAGAUCCAGCAACCUCCCUUAUCCGCCGCGCCAUCAGCCUAUAGCCCUUACGUACCUGCUCAGCCUAGUCAGCCGGCUCAGACCGGUCCCUCAUCCUCGACGAACCCUUAUGCCCCGUCGAACCCUUACGGCGCAUCCAACUCUCCUCACGGUCCCGGUCCAUCCACGUACACCCCUGCGACCAACAAUUAUGGCCAAUACGGUGGACAACAACCACGAGCGCCAGCUGGUCCUGUUGCACCGCCUCCAAUGGCUCGACCCAGGCAGAACGACUCGCCAGGACCUGUCCCUGCUGCACAGCGACGGGACAUUCCAGGAUGGAACGACGCUCCUUCGAUGCAACCCAAGAGGACAGGAAGUGCACCCGGCAAGCCCCAGCCUAUCAUGUCGCCCUUCCCUGAAGGUCAAUCGCCGAUCGUACCCGCGCAAUCGCCUAUGGGGUAUCAACAGCCAAACCAGCAGCCCGGGCAAUUCGCGCCUCCCCCCCAAAGGGGACAGGGAGCAGCUAUUCCACCUCCUCCACGAGGCGCCCAGCCUCCUCGACCCGCUUCGGCUCAACCACCGCCACCACCGCCCGCAGCAAAUCAAGCGCAAUACACUCAAGCCAAGCCGAUGAGUCCACCCAUGCGAGCUGGUCCGCCGCCGGGUGCCAUUGCUGGACCGCCGCCGGCCCGAGCCAUGUCCCCGUUGGUGCCACCUCAGCACAGGGUCAUGUCGCCGCCUGCCCCUCAGCAGCAGCAAUACAUGCAACCCCCUGCGCCCCAGGCUCAGACUCCUUCGCAAGGGCCAUACCAACCUCCACCUGGAGCACGAGCAGGUCCACCUCCUCCUGGACGGGCACCAUCGCAGAUGGGCAACGCGUCGUCUUCUCGUCCAGCUUCGGUUGCACCCCCGACCAAAGCUGCACCCAAAUAUCCCCCGGGAGAUCGAUCGCACAUCCCUGCAGGAUCACAGCCAAUCUUCCAGUCCUUUUCUGACGAGCUGAGCCGAUUGACGCAUGUUGUACCGCCUCAACAACGGAAGAACUUGGAUGACACGCAGCGAAGGUUGAACGUGCUCUUUGACGAGCUGAACUGUGAGACUGUACCAGGGCCUGUUGUCGCUCAGCUCAACGAGAUGGUCAAAGCCAUCGCUGCUCGAGACGCACAAGCAGCUUUGGCAAUGCACGUAGAUAUGUUGACCCGCGGACCAAAAUCAGAGGGGAUGACUGGCUGGAUGAUCGGUAUCAAACAAUUGAUACGCCUUGGCAUGUAGUUUUUACUGUCUUUUUGAGUUUCGAAUCGUUGAAUAUACAUG
Molecule: messenger RNA, 4687 nt
Organism: Filobasidium floriforme
Lineage: Eukaryota; Fungi; Basidiomycota; Tremellomycetes; Filobasidiales; Filobasidiaceae
Exons: 11
Coding region: 380-4645 (1421 amino acids)
Biological process (GO): COPII-coated vesicle cargo loading; endoplasmic reticulum organization; endoplasmic reticulum to Golgi vesicle-mediated transport
Cellular component (GO): endoplasmic reticulum exit site; COPII vesicle coat
Molecular function (GO): structural molecule activity; protein binding
Source: RefSeq, a predicted model, not a curated record